Molecule: messenger RNA, 784 nt
Organism: Durusdinium trenchii
Lineage: Eukaryota; Dinophyceae; Suessiales; Symbiodiniaceae
Source: the annotation of a GenBank genome assembly
AGGCUCAAGCUGAAAUGCCUGUGCUUUGGCACCGCAAAGUGCCUGGAAUACCUUGUUGCAGCCGUUAAGCCAAGGCUCCUGAGGAGCUGCUCUUUGGUCAUGUCGCUGUUUUGCUGCGAUGGCGGGGGACCUUGUGCGCAAAGUUCGCGGAUGAGGGUUGAAACCAAUGGACCAGCUCCUAUAGUACCAGAUUCAUCGGGGAGGGUAAGCACGAUGCUGUUUGUAUCCAGUUCUCCUGACUGGCCUUUGCCCAUGCUUCAAGAUUGGGACAAGCUGGGAGCAAGGGAAAAGGAGGUUGUGCAAGAAAAGCUGGAGAGUAUAGUUAAUGCCUUCGCUCGCGAGCUUACGAGGGGAAAGGUGUUCAUGAAGCUCGGACGAAACGGACGCCUUUUCUACCGUCUUUGUACCCUGGACAAACAGCUCACAGCUUUUUCCAUGCAUAUCAAGGGAGCCAUUGUAGAGUACCCAUUCAGCCAUAUGCAACAUAUUAGCUUUGGCUAUGAUCUAACCGACUUCACUCAUGUGCCAGUCUCCCUGCCUUCAGAUGCUUUGGCAGCUGUGAUUGUGAUGGACAAUCGGCGCAUGAAUUUGGUGUUCUCCUCUCCAAUGGAACGGGACGAGUUCGUCACCUGCAUGCUGGUUCUCAAGGAGCGGCACAGGCGAAACAAUUCCUGACGACUCUGUUGUGCCAAGCAUGAAUAGCCUGAUGGGCUUUCAUUCCGGGGCCUAGUUGCAGCCACUGUUUGGGCUCAUAAGGCAAACUUUUGAUAUUGUUUCUACUCCA